This is a messenger RNA of Cylas formicarius (sweet potato weevil), 971 nucleotides long. It is a transcript of the gene SrpRbeta, whose product is annotated as signal recognition particle receptor subunit beta. Gene Ontology annotation, cellular component: plasma membrane; cytoplasm. Bases 177 to 881 code for a protein of 234 amino acids. NCBI's taxonomy places the organism in Eukaryota, Metazoa, Arthropoda, Insecta, Coleoptera, Brentidae. Gene Ontology annotation, molecular function: GTP binding. The transcript is spliced from 4 exons. Gene Ontology annotation, biological process: vesicle-mediated transport; intracellular protein transport. The record is from RefSeq and is a predicted model, not a curated record.
CAAAACACGUGAGCAUAGUUCGUCAAGAGAGUAUUACUUUCAAUUCAACUGACGUUUUAAUUUUUAUAUUCAUGAUUCCAAGAAGAUUCUCUAUUACAUCUUUUACACACCUAAAAUUGCAUAGUUGUUAUAGUUUAAAUUUCAAGUACAAUUUUUAGGAAAAUUAAUUGUUAAUUAUGGAACCACAAUUUUUUGACAUAACAAUCGCUGUUUUGCUGAUUAUAUUGACGAUAGCGUUAUUCCUGGUUCGCAGAUAUUACUACUCCGGCAAACGUUACAUUUUAUUGGUUGGCUUGAACGAAAGCGGGAAAACCCUAAUUUACUCCCAGUUAUUCUUCCAGAAACACGUUACAACUUACACGUCCAGCCAGGACAACCUGGAAAAAUAUUGUGCCAACGGGAAGGAAGUGACUGUGGUUGAUGUUCCUGGAUUUCACAGUAUUAGACAGAGAUUCUUUGAGAAAUACAGAGACAAUUCCAAAGGCAUUGUUUAUGUUGUGGAUUCAGUUACUCUGGGUAAAAAUAUUAGAGAUGCUGCGAUGGUACUUUACAAUAUUUUAAUUGAUCCAGCUAUUUUGAAAAACAGACCCGAAUUGCUGAUAUUGUGUAACAAACAAGAUCAAACCACUGCUAAAGGGUGUAACAUUGUUAAAUAUAUGCUCGAAAAGGAGAUAAAUACUCUACGCAAAACGCAAUUGAGUCAGUUGAAGCAGCUGUAUGGAAGAGAAGCGACUACAGAUAAGCUUGGCGACUCAAAUAAAGAUUUUAAUUUUGAGAACAUUUACUGCAAGGUGAACUUUGCCGAAUCGUACGCUUUCAACAAGAACGGAUCAGUCAAUUUGGAUGAUCUUAAAAAAUGGAUAGGAAAAGUAACUAACUAGUUUUGAUUACAAUUUAUGCUGUAUUUUGCGAAUGACAAGAAAAAACAAAACAGCGAAAAUAAAUAAUUUUUAUACAUGUACAACAAAAAA